Molecule: messenger RNA, 894 nt
Organism: Procambarus clarkii (red swamp crayfish)
Lineage: Eukaryota; Metazoa; Arthropoda; Malacostraca; Decapoda; Cambaridae
Product: P-selectin glycoprotein ligand 1-like
Source: RefSeq, a predicted model, not a curated record
AUGGAAAAGCCAAGCAUUACACCUGUAGCCCUGGAAAAGCCAAACACUACACCUGUAGCCCUGGAAAAGCCAAACAUUACACCUGUAGCCCUGGAAAAGCCAAGCACUACACCUGUAGCCCUGGAAAAGUCAAACACUACACCUGUAGCCCUGGAAAAGCCAAACAUUACACCUGUAGCCCUGGAAAAGCCAAACACUACACCUGUAGCCCUGGAAAAGCCAAACACUACACCUGUAGCCCUGGAAAAGCCAAACACUACACCUGUAGCCCUGGAAAAGCCAAACACUACACCUGUAGCCAUGGAAAAGCCAAACACUACACCUGUAGCCCUGGAAAAGCCAAACACUACACCUGUAGCCCUGGAAAAGCCAAGCACUACACCUGUAGCCCUGGAAAAGUCAAACACUACACCUGUAGCCCUGGAAAAGCCAAACACUACACCUGUAGCCCUGGAAAAGCCAAACACUACACCUGUAGCCCUGGAAAAGCCAAACACUACACCUGUAGCCCUGGAAAAGCCAAACACUACACCUGUAACCCUGGAAAAGCCAAACACUACACCUGUAGCCCUGGAAAAGCCAAACAUUACACCUGUAGCCCUGGAAAAGCCAAACACUACACCUGUAACCCUGGAAAAGCCAAACACUACACCUGUAGCCCUGGAAAAGCCAAACACUACACCUGUAACCCUGGAAAAGCCAAACACUACACCUGUAGCCCUGGAAAAGCCAAACAUUACACCUGUAGCCCUGGAAAAGCCAGACAAUCCAACUCUCAAGGGCACAGACGAAUAUACAAAUUUCAACUCGAAAAUUUCGACAGAAAUUCACAACAUUCGCGAAAAUACAUUAAGAGAAGUAGGGCGUAAUUGGAAGGACUCAGAGGGUCAGUAA